AUGGCGGGGCAGAUCACCAACCUGGAGGAGACCCUUUCUGACAUGCACAGAGCUACCCUUGACUUGAAGGGGGAAAUGAACGACUUGCGAGGUGAAAUGCAGACGUCCACAGGAGCGCUCAUCCGCAUCGUCAAGAAAGAGCUCGCAAGUCUGCUCAAUCAGCGGCCGCCAGCGUCAGUGGCGGACAUCAAGGCCGUCUCCCUCGAGAUUCAGCACGAGGAGAAGCUCCUCGCGGACACUCACCAGUCCACCCUUGACGUGAGGGUGGAGAUGAAAGCCGAGGCUGACAAGCAGGAGAACUCGUUCCUGGCGUACGACACCAAGUUCGACUCGGAGUUCGCCUUCAUCAACCAGAGAGUGGACGGCUUGCACUCAAAGAUGGACCAGGCGGUCGGUGACAUCCGUAAUGUCCACAUGGUGAUCCCUUACCAGCAGAACCUCCAGGCGACGGUGCAAUGGCACGCCCAGCAGACCUACAACAGGGGCGGCCAACUGGACGACAGUCUCAACAAGGCCCUGGAGAGCACACGCAUGUUGGGCGAAGCAAUGGAAGAGCACCAUGAAUACUUCCGCGAGCCCCUCAAGCAGAUCAUUGGCAACGUGGAGGAGCUCCUGAGCCGACUUCUUCCUGCAACUACGAG
This is a messenger RNA of Symbiodinium sp. CCMP2456, 641 nucleotides long. Lineage: Eukaryota; Dinophyceae; Suessiales; Symbiodiniaceae. The record is from the annotation of a GenBank genome assembly.